Molecule: messenger RNA, 1389 nt
Organism: Aspergillus pseudoviridinutans
Lineage: Eukaryota; Fungi; Ascomycota; Eurotiomycetes; Eurotiales; Aspergillaceae
Exons: 5
Coding region: 1-1389 (462 amino acids)
Biological process (GO): transmembrane transport
Cellular component (GO): membrane
Molecular function (GO): transmembrane transporter activity
Source: RefSeq, a predicted model, not a curated record
AUGGAUGAAAAAGACGACCGCACGCACUCUUCCAUUGAGGAUAUCAAGUCCGCUUCCUUCGCGCCGGAUGAUAUCGAUAGAGCGGCAGAGAGACGGCUCCUAUGGAAAUGCGACUUGCACGUCGUCCCCAUUCUCACUCUCCUGUUCAUGUUCGCCUUCCUGGACCGCAUCAACAUCGGGAAUGCCCGGUUGAUGGGGCUGGAGAGGGAUCUGGGCAUGACCGGGCAUGAGUACAACAUCGCCCUGUUUGUGUUUUUCAUUCCGUAUAUCCUUUUCGAGGUGCCAAGGAUUCUGACUGUCUGUCAAGGUGUCACGAAGAGUUUUCAUGGAUUGGUAGUGUGCCGGGUGCUGAUUGGGGUCUUCGAGGCGGGUUUCAUGCCUGGAUCCGUCUACCUGAUCAAUAUGUACUACCGUCGACACGAGCUUCAAUGGCGGCUCAACGUCUUCUUCAGCGCCAGUAUCUUUGCUGGUGCACUACUUGCUUACGCCAUCAACAACAUGGACGGCGUUGCCGGGUACAGUGGCUGGCGCUGGAUUUUCAUCCUCGAGGGUCUCGCCACCAUUGUCGUCGCGGUCAUAGCCAAGUUCAUCGUUGUCGAUUGGCCCGAGACCGCCAGGUUCCUGACAGAGGACGAACGAACGCUGCUCCUCCACCGUCUAUCAGAAGACCAAGGUGAAGCGAGAAUGGAUCGUCUGGAUAAGAAGUCGCUGCGGCGUGCCUUUUCAGACCCAAAGAUCUACCUGGGACCCCUCAUGUACUUCGGCAUUGUCAACACCGGCUAUGCAGUCUCCUUCUUCACCCCCACCAUCCUCAAUCAGCUAGGAUGGACCGCCGUCCGCGCCCAAGUCAUGAGUGUCCCCGUCUACUGCGUCUCCAUGGUCAUCACCCUCUCCGCUGCCUAUGCCAGCGACCGGCUCCGCCACCGGUACCUGUUCACCUUGGCAGGCUGUCUCAUUGCAACCAUGGGCUAUGUGAUACUGCUCUGCCAAGCAUCCGUGCCCGUCGGGGCACGCUACUUUGCCGUCUUCGCCAUCACGGGCGGCGGCUACCUCACGCAACCGAUCCUCAUGGGCUGGCUGAGUAACAACAUGGCGGGGCAUUACAAGCAGUCCAUUGCGUCGGCAAUGCAGAUUGGGUUUGGCAAUUGUGGAGGCCUGGUGGCGAGUAACAUCUUCUUCAAGGAGGAGGCUCCGCGAUAUACUACCGGGUACGGGGUGAGUCUGGGAAUGACCUGGAUCUGCGGAGCGGCUUGCGCCUUGUUCCUGACUUACUUGGUGAGGGAGAAUAGGUUGAGGGAGGCAGGUAGAAGGGAAUGGAGGCUGGAGCUGCCCCAGGAGGAAGUGGAGAAUCUGGGCGAUGACCAUCCUGCGUUUCGAUUCACUUAUUAA